GUCGGCGCCGCCCGAAGCCGGGAGCGCGGCCGGAGCGAGGCGCGGGCUGUGUAGCCGCCUCGUGCCCGGCCCCUUUCGCCCGUGCCCGCCGCCCGCUCGUCAUGCCGGGCUUCGACUACAAGUUCCUGGAGAAGCCCAAGCGGCGGCUCCUGUGCCCGCUGUGCGGGAAGCCCAUGCGCGAGCCCGUGCAGGUUUCUACCUGCGGCCACCGUUUCUGCGACACCUGCCUGCAGGAGUUCCUCAGUGAAGGAGUCUUCAAAUGCCCUGAGGACCAACUUCCUCUGGACUAUGCCAAGAUUUACCCAGACCCCGAGCUGGAGGUGCAGGUGUUGGGCCUGCCUAUCCGCUGCAUCCACAGUGAGGAGGGCUGCCGCUGGAGCGGGCCACUUCGUCACCUACAGGGCCAUCUGAACACUUGCAGCUUCAAUGUCAUCCCCUGCCCCAAUCGCUGUCCCACCAAGCUGAGCCGCCGAGACCUCCCUGCACAUCUGCAGCAUGACUGCCCCAAGCGUCGCCUCAAGUGCGAGUUCUGUGGCUGUGACUUCAGUGGGGAGGCCUAUGAGAGCCACGAGGGUGUAUGCCCCCAAGAAAGCGUGUACUGUGAGAAUAAGUGUGGUGCCCGCAUGAUGCGGCGGCUGCUGGCACAGCAUGCCACCUCUGAGUGUCCCAAGCGUACACAGCCUUGCACCUACUGCACUAAGGAGUUUGUCUUUGAUACCAUUCAGAGCCAUCAGUACCAAUGUCCAAGGCUGCCUGUUCCUUGCCCCAACCAGUGUGGUGUGGGCACUGUGGCUCGGGAGGACCUCCCUGUCCACCUGAAAGACAGCUGUAGCACUGCCCUGGUGCUGUGCCCAUUCAAAGACUCCGGCUGCAAGCAUAGGUGCCCUAAGGUGGCAAUGGCUCGGCACGUGGAGGAAAGUGUGAAGCCACAUCUGGCCAUGAUGUGUGCGCUGGUGAGUCGGCAACGGCAGGAGCUCCAGGAGCUGCGGCGAGAGCUGGAGGAAUUAUCGGUGGGCAGUGAUGGUGUGCUCAUUUGGAAGAUUGGCAGCUAUGGGCGUCGGCUGCAGGAGGCCAAGGCCAAGCCCAACCUAGAGUGUUUCAGCCCAGCCUUCUACACACAUAGAUAUGGCUACAAGCUGCAGGUGUCCGCUUUCCUCAACGGUAAUGGCAGUGGUGAGGGCACGCACCUCUCACUCUAUAUUCGUGUGCUGCCUGGCGCCUUUGACAAUCUCCUUGAGUGGCCCUUUGCCCGCCGUGUCACCUUCUCUCUGUUGGAUCAGAGUGACCCUGGGCUGGCUAAACCACAGCAUGUCACUGAAACCUUCCACCCUGACCCAAACUGGAAGAAUUUUCAAAAGCCAGGCACUUGGCGGGGCUCUCUGGAUGAGAGUUCUCUGGGCUUUGGUUAUCCCAAGUUCAUCUCUCACCAGGAUAUCCGGAAGCGAAACUAUGUGCGGGAUGAUGCAGUCUUCAUCCGUGCCUCUGUUGAACUGCCCCGGAAGAUCCUCAGCUGAGGGCAGGGGACUCAAGGGCAAAGGGGGGUGGAACAUAACCUCAGUCGGGCACUGGCUAACUGUGGAGGGGGCUGGACCCCCUUUAGCUGCUCCUGCUGCCUAGGUUCUGUUACCCCGUUCUCCUCCUUAGCCUCCCCUUUCCCUACCACCCUCAGGUGCCUCCAAUUGGUGCUUCAGCCCUGGCCAUCGAGGGGAGCAGGUCUGGGGUCAAGGGCUGGAAACAAGUGAUCCCAGGGCCUGUUUCCUCUCCUGGGCCAGGCAGAUGUGCCUUGGUGCCGGCCACACUCUACUGGGGACCGAGGUACCUGCUGGUGCUGUGUCCCAAGAGCCAUAGAAUGGGGGAGGCUUGGGCAGGGAGGAGUAGUUAUGAAUCUGUCAUGAAAUCGGAUUUUUCUCCAGCUGUGCCCCUUUUGGUUAUUUAUUUGCAUAGUGCCAGGAGGGCACAGUAGGGGAGCCCUAAUUUUUAAUAAAUCUGGAAUUGUAUUUAUUAA
Elephantulus edwardii (Cape elephant shrew) is the source of this 2005-nucleotide messenger RNA. RefSeq names its product TNF receptor-associated factor 4 (gene TRAF4). Gene Ontology annotation, biological process: activation of NF-kappaB-inducing kinase activity; positive regulation of JNK cascade; regulation of apoptotic process. Gene Ontology annotation, molecular function: protein binding; zinc ion binding. The record is from RefSeq and is a predicted model, not a curated record. The coding region runs from base 102 to 1514 and encodes 470 amino acids. NCBI's taxonomy places the organism in Eukaryota, Metazoa, Chordata, Mammalia, Macroscelidea, Macroscelididae. The transcript is spliced from 7 exons.